This is a messenger RNA of Calidris pugnax (ruff), 4043 nucleotides long. It is a transcript of the gene CTSD, whose product is annotated as cathepsin D. The transcript is spliced from 9 exons. The record is from RefSeq and is a predicted model, not a curated record. The coding region runs from base 149 to 1339 and encodes 396 amino acids. NCBI's taxonomy places the organism in Eukaryota, Metazoa, Chordata, Aves, Charadriiformes, Scolopacidae. Gene Ontology annotation, cellular component: lysosome. Gene Ontology annotation, biological process: proteolysis. Gene Ontology annotation, molecular function: aspartic-type endopeptidase activity.
GUCAGCUGACUCGAAAAAUCCCUGGAGAGGGGCCGCCGCGCCUACAAAAACAGGGAAGGCGGCCGGGCGCGGCGUCGCGGCCUCCCAGUGGCGGGACCCACCGGCCUGUAGCGUUUCCCCCCUCCUUCCCUACGCCGCCAUCGCCGCCAUGGGGCCCCGCGGCCUCCUCCUGCUGCUCGCCCUGGCGGGGCCCUGCGCGGCCCUCAUCAGGAUCCCCCUGACCAAGUUCCCCUCCAUGCGGCGGGUCCUGAACGAGGUGGGCAGCGAGAUCCCAGACAUGAACGCCAUCACCCAGCUCCUCAAGUUCAAGCUGGGCUUUGCCGACCUGGCUGAGCCCACACCGGAGAUCCUGAAGAACUACAUGGAUGCGCAGUAUUAUGGUGAGAUCGGCAUUGGAACCCCGCCACAGAAGUUCACCGUAGUCUUCGACACCGGCUCCUCCAACCUCUGGGUGCCAUCCGUGCACUGUCACCUCCUGGACAUCGCCUGCUUGCUGCACCACAAGUAUGAUGCCUCCAAAUCCAGCACCUACGUGGAGAAUGGCACUGAGUUCGCCAUCCACUACGGGACGGGGAGCCUCUCUGGGUUCCUCAGCCAGGACACUGUCACACUUGGUAACUUAAAAAUCAAGAACCAGAUCUUCGGGGAGGCUGUGAAGCAGCCAGGCAUCACGUUCAUCGCUGCCAAGUUCGAUGGCAUCCUGGGCAUGGCGUUCCCGAGGAUCUCUGUGGACAAGGUCACCCCUUUCUUUGAUAACAUCAUGCAACAGAAGCUGAUCGAGAAAAACAUCUUCUCCUUCUACCUGAACAGAGACCCCACCGCUCAGCCUGGCGGCGAGCUGCUCCUGGGAGGGACUGACCCCAAGUAUUACAGUGGUGACUUCAGCUGGGUCAACGUCACACGCAAGGCCUACUGGCAGGUCCACAUGGAUGCGGUGGAUGUUGCCAAUGGGCUGACUCUGUGCAAAGGGGGCUGCGAGGCCAUUGUAGACACAGGAACCUCCCUCAUCACUGGCCCCACCAAGGAAGUGAAGGAGCUGCAGACAGCCAUCGGUGCAAAACCACUCAUCAAAGGCCAGUAUGUGAUCCCCUGUGAUAAGGUGUCAUCUCUGCCUGUUGUCACACUAACACUAGGAGGGAAGCCCUACCAGCUCACUGGAGAACAAUACGUCUUCAAGGUUUCUGUACAAGGAGAGACCAUCUGCCUGAGCGGCUUUUCAGGCCUAGAUGUCCCACCCCCUGGGGGCCCACUCUGGAUCCUGGGAGACGUCUUCAUCGGUCCCUACUACACCGUCUUUGACCGUGAUAAUGACUCUGUUGGCUUUGCCAAAUGUGUUUAAGCGCCUGAUCCCCACUGCCUCUGCCACACACACACUUAACACAUGCACGGGAGCCAUACAGAAGGAUUAGAAAUCCAGUGAGUGGAAAGGAAAAAAAAAAAUUAAAAAAGAAAUGGAACUAGAUUUAAAAUUACAUGGAAAAUAGUCAUUAGUGCCCUGCUAGCUACUUCUUCCCUUCCGUUGAGUAAGUGGUGCUGGGAUGUCUCUAGUUGACAACCCCAGCUGGUGUAGCCCCUUGCUUUACUGCUAGGUCUUCCAGUAUUUGUUUUUAAGAAUGAUUCUCAGAGCUGAACAAGGCCCUCUCAUGUCUCCCAGCUCUGGUCUCCUUCCUGGGGGGCAGCUGGCUGGAGCCAGCGCCUCUGUUCCCACAAGGAGGCUGUGCGGCUGCUCUUGGGUUUGGGCUUCUGCGCUGGGGAGGAGGGAGGGGGAGGGAUGUCCAGCACGUUAUUUACUACUUCUUGCUGUUUCACUGAUGAAGCGGGGGAGUGGGAGGCGGGGGAGAGCCCGUCUUCAUCACCCCUUCGUGAUGGGUUGAGGCAGUGACCACUAGGUCAUUUCUCAGUGGGUUUGUGCUGGCUUGGUGCUAAGUGAGCACAUCCUGGGCUGGAGUGACGGGGUCGCAGUAGCGUGCCCAAGGGUUGAGUUUCAGAGCCCAAGAGCUCUGCUGGUGUGUUUUUGUGUAGUGAUGGCACUAGUGAGAGAGCUGGAGGCAUGAUGCCCAUGUGCCUGACCUAAGAGGACAGUGAUUCGGGAGGGGGGCUCCAGUCAGUGGGACUCUGGGGAGUAUGAAUAUAAAGGGGGUCAAGAUAGGAUGUAAUAGAGGUCACUUGAAUUCAUGGCCAUGAAAACCUGGCUUUCUGCUGGGCAAAGUCACUUGACACAGGUUCUCUUGAGUUUGGGGAACUGCUGAGUUCCCCAAACCACGGAUCUUCCCAGCUUCAUCCACAGCCAGUGAGUUGAGAAUAAUGCUUCCUAAAGCAACUAAGUGAUCUGCAAGGUGAAAUCACACGGAUAAAAUCCAUAGAUGUUUCUUAGCCACAUAAGACCUUUUGGAAGCAUUAUUCACAGCAUUUGAACUGCCCAAACCUCAACAGACAGUUGGCAGAGCCGGCAAGCCCCCCAGGCAGGAGGGUGCCAUGGCAGCUUGGAUUUGCUUUCUGGGCUGCCCCAUCCUGAAACCCAACUACCUUUAGCACCCUUCUUACCUCCUUCCCACCUUACUAACACUGGUGAGAGCUCUGUUCACGUCUACUCUGUUGCAGACUGAGUGAGGCACAAUCCUGCUUUGGAGAGGUUGUAGCUGUUUUAGCUGCAUUUGCAGAUCCUUCCAGAGACCUGAGAUUUGCACAUACGGAGCUGCCUGCUUCACUGGGCUGGCGUCAGUAGGCAAACACUGGUGGAGCUAGGAGGACCAUCAAGUGAGUUUUAAGCAGUACUGGAAAGCAGAAGAGGGUUUGCCAAGAAUCCCAGCCUUCGCUGGGAGUAAGAGACUCUGUCCACUUUCCCAGUGUGCUGGAUCAGGUCCUGAAGUUAGGGAGUGGCAACAGGCGAGGGGCAAAACUGAGGGUGGCAAGAGGACCAGAUCACCACUGGCCAUGCCCCCAGACCAGGCGAAACGGCAAAAUCCUGGCUCCCCAAAACUCACUAAUAACCCUGUCAGCAGUACCAGUGGGGCCAAGGAAGUUCCCAAGAAAGGUCCUUGGGCAGUAGGUGAAUAGAUGGUUAUGCCCAGUGACAUGCAGAUACAUCAUUCCCAAUAUUGAAUUCACCACUAACAUGAGCGGCAAGGGUGGGGAAGAGGUCCCAAGGUGAGCUAUAGGAGGACAGUGAGCAUGUAGCCUGCAGAUGUCCCUUGUCCCCACCUGCUGCAGCUUAUCAGUUUGGCUUUAUAACCAUGCCUUAGAGUCUGCCAUGGGCAGUGGGGACAGGCCUGGAUGUACUUCUGAUGUGUGUAUUGUCACCUGCAACCCUGGAUGCAACAAAUGCUGCUCCCAAAGCUUGCUUCUGCCUGCUCAUAGUCUUCACUGCAACGCUGCGUCUGGACGCCUAAGGACAUCUGUUGCAGACUGGCUAGAGAACAGUAGUAUGUUACCAAAAAAAAAAAUCAUCAGCUAUUCAGCAUCUCUCCAAAGAGCCCUGGUUUCACAACAGUUAAGUGACCAGAGCUCCUCCAAGUCCUGCUACAUCAUCUUCCAACUGCAGGAUUUCUCCAGUGCAGCGAGACAGAGCCAGCCUCUCAGGCACCCGCUAAUCAGACCCGAUGCAGGGGGGGAAGCCUGACAUGGAGCUGGUGGUGGGUUCUGAACACCUUUGGCAUCAGAUUUAAACAGGACGUGCAGUGCAGCCCCAGAACGAGCUGUCAGGCUACAGUUCUGCUGGGCAUGCAAUGCCUUAUGUCGUCUGUGUUGUAGCCUCUUCCGUAGCCCAAGGCUGGGCUGAUGUCUGUCCUCAGGCAGGCAGGAGGCUGCUUCCUGGGGAAAGAGCACAGCCCAGAACGAUGCCCUGAGUGACAUACCCUAGAAUAGGCUGGAGGAGUGGUUCAUCGUAGUCUUCCCAGAAUGGGUCUCCUCCCCUUGUUCUUUUAGUUGCAUUUUUAAACCAAACUCUAACCAUGUGACUGUUGGGGUUUUUUAAUCUAAUUUGCUGUCAGAAUUACUGUCUCAUCAUAGAAAAUUGAAAAGAAAAUACAGUAUUUCCCCCCUUA